This is a messenger RNA of Labrus bergylta (ballan wrasse), 1864 nucleotides long. The record is from RefSeq and is a predicted model, not a curated record. Lineage: Eukaryota; Metazoa; Chordata; Actinopteri; Labriformes; Labridae.
UGUGACACCCAUGGAGACGGUUACAAGGAACAAGGUUUGCUCGUGGAUUUGAGGGGGGGAAAAAAGAAGAGACCUUCUGUACCGACUUUAUUUGGUACAAAAUGCCUCCGACUCUCUUCCAGAAACUUUUCAACAAGAGGAAUGCGUUUUCGUCGCAGCCCUCGAGAUGUAGCAAAGAGGACCCAGCUUUCAGCUGGCCAGUCCCCCAGCUGGAGCCCAGUCAGAUCAGGCUGAUAGUGUACCAGGACUGUGAGAGGCGUGGCAGAAAUGUCCUCUUCGACUCCAAUGCCAAGAAGAGGGGCACGGAGGAAACCCCCAUAACCAGCUCUGAAGGCCAGGUGAAGAUGUUUGGGAAAUGCUGCCAGCUCCGACCUACAGGAGGUAGCAGCAGUUCCCUGGACAGCUCCUCCUCCUGCGCCUCUGAAACCAAGGAAACCAAGGAGCAGGGCCUGCGCUUCCAGGGUUCAAGGUGUUCGUCCGAUGUGGUAAUGCUUGGAGAAAUGAUGUUUGGCUCUGUGGCUAUGAGCUACAAAGGUUCCACACUUAAAAUCCACCAGAUCAGGUCGCCACCUCAGCUGAUGCUGAGUAAGGUGUUCACCGCCAGAACGGGAGGCAGUGUGUAUGGCAGUCUCAACACGUUACAGGACAGUCUUGAGUUCAUUGGACAGGACAGUAACACCCUGAGGCCUGAUCAAAACACCGGGACCAACAGUCUCCUUGGGAACAUAGGAUUUUCUCAGCUCUGCAGCCCUCGGCGGGCCUUCUCUGAACAGGGCCCUCUGCGCCUCAUCAAGAGCGCAUCUUUCUUUUCAGGCCACAGCCAUCCGAUGGACAUGCCUGGCCGAGGGCUUUACGACGAGAGGGACAGCGGCAUCGCCAGGUCAGCUUCCCUGAGCAGCCUGUUGAUCACUCCCUUUCCAUCUCCUGGCUCCUCGCUGACAAGCAGCUGUGCAUCCAGCUACCAGCGUCGGUGGCUACGCAGCCAAACCACCAGCCUUGAAAAUGGUGUCUUCCCCCGAUGGUCAGUUGAGGAGAGCUUCAACAUGUCUGAUGAAAGCGGUGGACCAAGCCUUGGUGUGGCUAGAAAGAAGAAGAUUGCCAUAGGGGUCAUUUUUAUGCUGUCGCCAAACCCGGAAGAGAACAGCCGCUUCCAGGAUUUCUUUUUCUCCCACUUCCCUCUUUUUGAAAGUCACAUGAACAAACUCAAGAGUGCCAUCGAACAGGCCAUGAAGAUGAGUCGACGGUCAGUUGAUGCCAGUCAGAGGGCCUUGGCUUACAGCCGUAUGGUGGAUGGACUGAACGAGUUCAGAAUGACCAUCUGCGACCUCUACACCAUGCCCCGUGUGUCUGAACCCGUCUGGUUGACUAUGAUGUCUGGAGUGUCAGAGAAGAACCAGCUCUGCGGUCAAUUCAUGAGGGAGCUUUCUCUGCUGAUGGAGCAGGCCUCCAAGAAUCAGUUGAGUGUCUCACACCUGCACCACCAUCAGUCACUGAUUUACAAAAAUAUUGCUGGAGUUUUUGUAUGGCAAACUAUAAAAAAAAAAUAAACUAUACAAGAAUGCAUUCUCAAGACACUUUACAUCAGAGGGAUUAUUUUUUACCAUUAUUAUCGCCACAGUCCACCUACAUAUUCUGGAAACCAGAUCUUCUCUUAGAUGAAAAGCAUUAAGGCAGCAGACAAAAAUCAAGCAAGCUCGAUAGCCCUUAACACAUGCAUGUUUCAGCCACACGUUUUGUUGGCUUGAACUUGAACAAGCAUAUCUAAAGGUAAAAAAAAAUAUAGAAUCACACAAACUAUCCAUUCAGUCUGCCUCAUUCACACAUUCUGUGGACUAUCUUUCCCUUUCUUAGACUGAAACACACA